This is a messenger RNA of Fundulus heteroclitus (mummichog), 1432 nucleotides long. RefSeq names its product coxsackievirus and adenovirus receptor homolog. The coding region runs from base 32 to 535 and encodes 167 amino acids. The record is from RefSeq and is a predicted model, not a curated record. The transcript has 3 exons. Gene Ontology annotation, biological process: positive regulation of T cell proliferation; immune response; cellular response to lipopolysaccharide. NCBI's taxonomy places the organism in Eukaryota, Metazoa, Chordata, Actinopteri, Cyprinodontiformes, Fundulidae. Gene Ontology annotation, cellular component: external side of plasma membrane.
UUCAUUGCAGGUUUAAAGUAUUUGUGUCAAGAUGACGAUGAAAACAUCCUUACUGUGUCUACUGGUUCUGACAUCAUUGAUGUGCUGCAAGACUCACCAAGGUCAGAGAAUCAUCACAGCAGAACCAGGAGACAACGUCAUUCUGACAUGUAGAGCAGCUGAGAACAAAGAUGUUAUAGUUGUAGAGUGGAGCAGAACUGAUCUGGAGUCAGAUCAUUAUGUUCUUGUGUACAGAGACAAUCAGUUUUUUCCAGAGGGUCAGUCUCCAUCCUUUAGGAACCGGGUGUCUCUGCUGGACGUGAAGAAUGGAGACGUGUCUUUGGUUCUGAAGAACGUGACGACUAAUGAUACAGGAAGAUAUGAGUGUCGAGUUGAUUAUGCUAGAAACAAUCGCAGGAAGAGAUCUCUACUGGACACUGAGCCCAUCAGCAUCAUUAACCUGACAGUUGAAGCAGGUGAGUUUGUUUGUGGAUCAGAAGCUCCUGCAGCUUCCUGGUUGUUGAUGGAAGAGAGAAACAGAUCAGAUGUUAGAUGAUGGAGAUGGACAGAAAGACUUCAAUGAAUCCUGGUUUUCAUUUCUGACAGAACCAUCCUAGAACUGAACAAUUUGACAGUUUUCUUCCAGAAAGUCCAAAAGAAAUGUAGAACGUCAUCCAGCUGCUUUGAUUUAGUUCAAGAAGCAUCAGAUGCUGCUUUGCUGCUGUUGCUAAAAUCAUCUAUUAUUACAGUUCUACUGAUGUGCUCUAAGACAUUUAUUUAUUAUUGAAGACAUAGAAACAAAUGUGGAGAAUCAGAAGAUAAAUGAGGGCUGGCAGUGACUCUGUUUAAAAUCAGUCUCCAUGUCAUUCCAGUCAUUUAGCAAUCAGCUGAUUUCAGGUAAAGAUGCUGAAAUCAAUGCAGAAUAAAGUCUAUUUCAGUCCCCAGUAGUCAGACAUCAGAUAUGUAGAGCAGCAUCAUGUGAUCUGCUCCUGGCCAGCACCAAGAUGGACUCCUGGCUUUCAGAGAACAGCUUCUGGAUCAGAGGAUUGUUGCUGUUCUGGAGCAGAACAGCAACAAUCCUCCAGAACUUUCCUCAGGAUCCUGUUAAAGGUGGAGAAAGAUUUCUACCAUCAAGCUGUUUAGUCACUUUAAGCAACAUGACAAGCUGCAGAGCUGCACUACAAGGUCACCUUCAAGAACUGCUGCUAUGGUCUGCUGCUGUCUACAACAUUUAAUCUAGUGGACCUUCAGAGGAGGGAGCGUAAUAGAAAGGUGGAGGAAACAGAGCUGGAGAUGCUGAUGAGACUCUGGAGGAAGCAGCUGCUCUGAGAUCAGAGAUCAGUAGAUGAUGAGGGACAGCAGCUUCUCUAUCGUCUCCUAGCUGAAAGAUCAGACUAACUCCUGAUUCUCUUCUGCAGGGAAUGAGGAGAAACUCAAGGAGGAUGGAGGAAAG